This is a messenger RNA of Leucoraja erinaceus (little skate), 831 nucleotides long. RefSeq names its product dynein axonemal assembly factor 6 (gene dnaaf6). Bases 163 to 741 code for a protein of 192 amino acids. Gene Ontology annotation, cellular component: cytoplasm. Gene Ontology annotation, molecular function: protein-folding chaperone binding; dynein intermediate chain binding. The record is from RefSeq and is a predicted model, not a curated record. NCBI's taxonomy places the organism in Eukaryota, Metazoa, Chordata, Chondrichthyes, Rajiformes, Rajidae. Gene Ontology annotation, biological process: flagellated sperm motility; axonemal dynein complex assembly. The transcript is spliced from 7 exons.
ACAGCAGGGGGCGGGGCCAAGGUCGAGGCGGGCUGUUAUUGGGCGGCCGGACUGUCCGUCACCCCGCCCCGCCUGUUUACUGUCGCCAUGGAGACCGCAGCCCAGGCAACGCGGGGAACAACGGGACCGGGCGGGGAUAUUAAAGAUUAACAAGAUAACAGAAUGGAUUUCACCUUUUCUGUUAACCAACUGCAAGCUUUGUCAAACCUACUUACGCAUCCAGAACAAGAGGAAGGGGAGCUGGAAGAACGGCCUGAUGGAGGAGCCAUUGCUCUGCAGCCCGGCCAUAUUGGACCUCCAAAACGAUUGAACCACACAGCAGAUUGCAGCAUUGUUGAGCCCACAGAUGUUAAAACAAUCUGGGUUGAGGAUGAUGUGCCUGAGGGGUCAGAGUAUGAAGACAUUUGGGAUACAAGACAACAGCCUGAGUAUGAAGUUCUGUUCAAACAGAGAGUUGGCACAGAGGAUGUGUUUCUAGGCAUGAGCAGAAAGGAUGGAUCGACAGCCUGUUGUGAAGAUAUGGUGAUAAGAAUCAAUCUGCCCGGCUGCAAGUCAGCAGACCUGACUCUGGACGUCAAAGAGCGAUUUCUGGGCCUUCGCUCAUCUGUCUACAAGCUGGGUUUACACCUGCCCCAUCCUGUGGACAGCAAGAAUGGAAAGGCUGAGUUCCACGCUGACUCUCACACGCUGCAAGUCACCCUGACAAUGAAGAGAGACUUUGACUUCAUUAAUUUUGCUUGAGCAGACAGAAGGAAUGGGAGAUUUGGUCAGAGGCAAGAUAAAUUCAAGCAGGAACAAACAUUACGCUGGACUAUUGUCCUGUAUUUAUAA